AUGGUGGAGAAUGAGACAUGGUUAAAGGUGAAGUGUUUGAGGUCUGAUAAUGGUGGUGAGUAUGUAGACAAAAGCUUCAAAGAGUUCUAUGCUGUUACUGGGAUCAGAAUGGAGAAGACUAUUCCUAAAACCCCACAACAGAAUGGUUCUGAUGCUAGAAACAAGCUUAAUCCAAAGUCAAAAAAAUAUACUUUUAUUGGGUAUGGCACUGAUGAGUUUGGUGAUCAAAACCGGAAGAUAAUUAGAAGCAGAGAUGUCGUGUUCAAUGAAAAAGUAAUGUAUAAGGAUAAGUUAGCAUUAGAUUCUACUAAUGAAGGUGCUCAUACUGAAAAUGAUGAGCUUGUUGAGUUGGAGGAAAUCUCCGAGGAAAAUGUGCAGAGGAGACGUUUCUUAGCUUCUUUACACUAUUUGUUGUUAUCUGAUGGUGGUGAACCAGAGAGUUAUGAUGAAGCAGUACAGGUUGGUGAUUCAACCAAGUGGGAGUCAGCUAUGCAGGAUGAGAUGGACCCACUCAUGUCAAAUCAGACAUGGGAGCUAACUGAACUACCAAGGGCAAGAAGGUUUUACAUAACAAGUGGGUUUACAGAAUCGAGGAAGAAUAUGAUGGCAACAAGCGCCCCUAGAAAGUGGUACAAGAAGUUUGAUGGAUUCACGUGCAGUAAUGGUUUCACUAGAUACUAUGCAGAUCAUUGUUGUUAUGUUAAGAGGUUUGACAACAGUUACAUUAUCUUAUUGUUGUAUGUUGAUGAUAUGUUGGUUGCUGGGUUAAGUCUUGAGGAGAUUAAAAAUCUGAAGAAACAAUUGUCUAUGCAUUUUGCAAUGAAAGAUUUGGGUGAAGCAAAACAAAUUCUUGGCAUGAGGAUUUGCAGAGACAGAAUGGGUGAUACUCUGAAGCUGUCACAAACACAGUAUGUUAAAAAGGUUCUCAGCAAGUUCAGCAUGCAAGAUGCAAAACCAGUGAACACCCCAUUAGUUAGUCACUUCAUCACAGCCAUGAUGCCUGAGUGGAGAGAUGCCACAUCAGUGCUGAGGGAGGCCACAUCUGACCGAAGAGAGACAACGACGUCCUCCAAGGUCUGUAUAUGCUUGCCUAGGCUAGGUGUCUAUGCUGGAGCAUCAGGGAUGACUGGGUCAGGAGAAUGA
Molecule: messenger RNA, 1143 nt
Organism: Cornus florida
Lineage: Eukaryota; Viridiplantae; Streptophyta; Magnoliopsida; Cornales; Cornaceae
Exons: 5
Coding region: 1-1143 (380 amino acids)
Biological process (GO): DNA integration
Molecular function (GO): nucleic acid binding
Source: RefSeq, a predicted model, not a curated record